This is a messenger RNA of Wallemia ichthyophaga EXF-994, 2940 nucleotides long. RefSeq names its product Insulin-degrading enzyme. The transcript is spliced from 2 exons. The coding region runs from base 1 to 2940 and encodes 979 amino acids. Gene Ontology annotation, cellular component: cytosol; mitochondrion. Gene Ontology annotation, molecular function: metal ion binding; metalloendopeptidase activity. Lineage: Eukaryota; Fungi; Basidiomycota; Wallemiomycetes; Wallemiales; Wallemiaceae. The record is from RefSeq and is a predicted model, not a curated record. Gene Ontology annotation, biological process: peptide catabolic process.
AUGACAAGUUGGAAGCAAAAAAACACUUAUCAGGAAUUCACCAAAGCGCUUGAGAAGUCAAGCAAUGAUAAGCGUAAUUACAGGCUCAUUAAGCUGCAUAAUCAGCUCGAGUGUCUGCUUAUCAAUGACAGCGAAACAGACAAAUCAUCAGUGGCUAUUGACGUGAAGGCGGGACAUCUCCUGGACCCAAAUGAAUUACCUGGUUUGGCACAUUUCAACGAGCAUAUGCUCUUCCUUGGUACUUCCAAGUACCCCGUUGAAAAUGACUAUCAAGACUACCUGAGUAAGAAUUCUGGCUAUAGUAACGCAUAUACAGAUAUGAUUGACACAAAUUACUACUUUACUUGCUCAACAAAUGCGUUGAAGGGCGCAGUUGAUCGUUUCAGUCAAUUCUUUAUUUCACCGCUAUUCACCCAGUCGUGCACUCAAAGAGAAGUGAAGGCUGUUGAUAGUGAAAACAAGAAGAACUUACAGUCUGACUUGUGGAGACUGUUUCAGCUCGAGAAGGGCUUGUCGAACCCACCAAUGAGUAACUUCGGUACUGGGAACUGGGACACUCUCUUCUCAGAACCUAGUAUGAAGGGCUUGGAUCCAAGGGAAGAGCUCAUCAAGUGGUAUGAAACUCACUACUCUUCUCACCUCAUGAAACUCUGCGUCUUUGGUAAGGAGAGUCUCGACGAGCUUGAGCAGUUGGCUGUUGAUAAUUUCUCUGCAAUCCCUCAGAGAGACAUCCCAGAACCACACUUCAGCAGCAAUGUUUGGCCAGAAGAUGCCUACAAGAGUAUCAUAUUCACAGAGACCAUCAAAGAUCUCAGACAACUCGCUCUCACUUUUACAUUCCCUGAACAAGACGCAUACUACAAUACCAAGCCUGGUAACUUCCUCAGUCACAUUCUCGGCUACGAAGGCAAAGGCAGUCUGUGCUCAUACCUCAAGCAGCUUGGCUAUAUCAACUCACUAUCCGCUGGAUUCGGUUUUAGUGCACCAGGCUUCGAAUUUUUUAAAAUCAACUUAGAUCUCACCACGAAAGGUAUUGGCAAGUGGAAGGAGUGCUUGAGAUUAAUUUUCAAUUAUAUCGACAUGAUGAAGAAGUUCUCUGACAAUCCACCUGAGUAUCUCUUCAAAGAGACACAAGAUUUGGCAGCCAUCGCUUUCAGGUUCAAGGAGCAAGGUCAGCCUGAGAAGGUGACCUCAAAUGUCGCUAGAUUGAUGCAGAAGCCAUACGAGAGAGAGCACAUUCUUUCUGGUUCUCACGUCAUUAGAGAAUAUGAUCCACACUGCAUCAAGCAGUCUCUUGACGCGCUCAACCUCGACAACUGCCGUGUCAUGUUGGCAGCCAAAGACCCAAUCGAAGGGGUUGGAGAGCUUGAUCAGGUUGAAAAGUGGUAUGGCACCAAAUACAGAGUCGACAAGUUGUCAGAAGACUUGCUUAAGGAUAUAAGGAAUAGCAGCAGUCCACCUGAAAUGCACCUCCCUCAUCCAAACCAAUUCAUUCCCACAAACUUUGACGUCGAGAAGGUGGAAAUUAAUGAACCUUCAAUUGUCCCAACACUCCUUAGAGACACACCAACUGUUCGUCUCUGGCACAAAAAGGAUGAUCAGUGGUGGGUUCCAAAAGCACACGUCUACUUGGUUAUGAAAUCACCAUCAAUCCUCCAGUCAGCAAAAUCUAGUGUAUCGACGCGUCUGUUCAAUGAAUUGUUGCUGGAUGAGAUGAACGAGUACGCAUAUGAUGCCGAGUGUGCAGGAUUUGCAUACAGUAUUGAGUCAACCGGUGACGGUGUAUUGAUUCAUGUGAAGGGGUAUAACGACAAACUCACCACACUCCUCCAUCAAAUUGUUUCAACUAUGAAGAGACUCCAUAUUAAAGAAGAUCGCUUUAAUGUGAUUAAAGAGCGCAUCGAGAGGAUGUACGCCAAUUUUUCAAUGGAUGCACCACUUAUGCAUGCAAAUGUAUCAACAUACUCUCUCACCCAGAAAGCUUUCUUUACUUUCGAGGAGCGUCUUGAAGCUGUCAAGAGCAUUAAAAAGGAAGAUGUGGAAAAUCACGCCAAAGAGGUUUUGCAGAGGUUGUACAUGGAGGUGUUCGUUCAUGGUAAUAUGACCGAUGAUGCAGCUGUCAAAAUCAGUAGGGAUAUUGAGGGUGUGAUUCAACCAUCCGCAUUGACAGAGGAGGAGAGAAAAUCUCUUCAGUCUUCAUUAGUACCAACAGGCGACCACGUGUACACCAAGGAAGUACCUAACAAGGCACAAGUAAAUUCAGCAAUCGAGUAUUACAAUGAAGUUGGUGAUGUUACAGAUAUAGAUCUUCGCACCAAACUUUCACUAUUCGCACAAAUAACACACGAGCCUGCAUUCGAUCAAUUACGUACAAAGGAACAAUUAGGAUAUAUGGUGUUCAGCGGAUUACGCAAGUCAAUUGGAACUAUGGGAUUCAGAGUUCUCAUUCAAUCUGAGAGACCACCAGUAUUUUUAGAAGGACGUGUUGAACAUUUCUUUGACGUCACUGUUAAGGGUUUGUUGGAGGAUAUGAGCGAGGAAGAAUUUGAAAAGAACAAGUUAAGUCUGAUUGAGGAGAAGCUUGAAAAACCAAAGAAUCUCAGCAAUGAAUCUUCUAGAUUAUGGUUGGAGCUUAGUGGUGGAUACUACGAUUUCCACAGAAGAGGAAAUGAAGUGGAGAGCAUAAAAAAGCUGACUAAGAAGGAUAUACUUGACUUCUUCUAUACGUACAUUCACCAAUCGAGUGAUAAGAGGAGUAAGUUGUCGACACAUUUGGUAUCACAGACAAUUCCAGAUCAGUAUAAAGAUCUUAACGAGAUCUCAUCGCUUAGACCAGCGAACGUGGUGUAUGAGAAUAUCGACUCGUACAAGAACAAGACAACGACAUCAGCACAUGCAAAGCCAGUGGCACCAAUCGCACAACCAGUAAUUGAGAAUUAA